AUGGAAAAAGUCAUUGAAACCCCCAAAACACUAAAGUACCCUCAGGAGAUGCAGAUUCUUGCUCUUCCAGUAAGCUCAGAACAGACACACACACUCACACACACCUGUCAGUGGACACACCUGCUCUGCCCUCCAGAAGCUGCCCUCUCAGCCCUGCGUCUUCAGAUCCUCCGGGCCGCCGUCCAGAUGGCGCUGUGCAUGACCUCACAUUUCUGCCUGCUGGUCCUACCAGUGAUGUCACUGUUGCUGCUCUUCUGUCCCAUUGGAUGGAGCUACGAUGGCCUCACCCCAGGGUGUCACCUGCACCCCUUCAAUGUUACCAUCCGCAGUGACCGUCGCGGCACAUGCAAAGGCACCCACCUGGUGUACGCCUGCGUGGGCUACUGCGAGUCCAGCGCCUUCCCCUCCAGGUACUCUGUGUUGGUGGCCUCCAACUUCACCCACAACAUCACCUCCGCAUCACGAUGCUGUACCAUCAGCAAGGACUCUAAGGUCAAAGUUCGCCUGGACUGCCCUCGAGGUCGUCACCAUGACGAAAUAGAGAUCCUGACGGCGAAGGCGUGUCGCUGCGACAUGUGCCGCAAGUCCCGCUACUGACCCACCGCCAGAGUAUGCUGCCUACCAAAUGUAGGCUACACCAGGACAAAUACCCAAAGUUAGUCAGUUAAGAGCUGAAAAAGUCUGGUAAAUGAUUGAAAUACAAGCGUUUCAGGAACUCUCCUUUUUUCUAUCUAUGGCCACUUGUUCUGAAUGUUGAAUAAAAUCCACUUUAACUUAUUUAGCUGAAAAAAAAUCGACCUAGUUACUGCCAAGAUUAAAAUGGGAAUUUCACGCUUUUUAAAUGUCUUUAAAGAUUUGUGUGAGUGUCUGUGUGUUUUUUGUUUGUGCUUGUGUAACGUGUGAUGUAAGGGAGGUUUUUCUUGAAAACUUGACUGAUGCACAUUUGUGUUUAAAGGCUAUGUAAACCAUUCUGUCACUCCCGUUUUAUUUCAAAUAGCUGUGAGGCUUGGCAGACACUUGACUUUGAAAGCAGCCGA
Messenger RNA from Etheostoma cragini (Arkansas darter), 1037 nucleotides. RefSeq names its product glycoprotein hormone subunit alpha 2 (gene gpha2). Lineage: Eukaryota; Metazoa; Chordata; Actinopteri; Perciformes; Percidae. The record is from RefSeq and is a predicted model, not a curated record. Gene Ontology annotation, biological process: cell surface receptor signaling pathway. Gene Ontology annotation, cellular component: extracellular region. The transcript has 5 exons. Gene Ontology annotation, molecular function: hormone activity; hormone receptor binding. Bases 1 to 597 code for a protein of 198 amino acids.